This is a messenger RNA of Scutellospora calospora, 306 nucleotides long. The record is from the annotation of a GenBank genome assembly. NCBI's taxonomy places the organism in Eukaryota, Fungi, Glomeromycota, Glomeromycetes, Diversisporales, Gigasporaceae.
ACUUGGAUUCGACCUAAGGAUAUGAACUUUUGCGAACUAGUCCAAGAUAAAAGUGGAGAGAAAAAUAGACUAAGAGAUAAAAAAAAUACACAACCAAUCAGAAACACUAUUGAAAGACAAGAAAUAGAAAUUAAUAAUGAUCCUAUAAAUAUAAAUUCGACCUCAAUAAAUAAAGCCAAAAAAAAACUCAGUCCCUCAUUAGUUGAUACCCUAAAACUAAAUAACGUUACAGAUAAUAUUUUAUCUCUUCUAACAAGUGCCACAGUAGGACAAAUACUCCAAUACCCUAAUCAAAAAAGAACCUAG